GAGCAGGGAGCGUACCGAAGACUGGGUCAGGUCUAUGCUGACUGCAAUCCGCGGAAGCUUUUUCGCGGGUGUCAGGUACAUAGAGAAAGAGUUCCUUGCGGCAGACUCUUCUGUGCGAAAUAAAGCGGCCAACGAGUCUCGACUACAGGGAAGUCGAGGAGCUUCAGGACAGCGACAUCAAGCAUCUAGUCGAGGAGGAAACGCAUCUAGAACUACUCUUCAUCAAGGAGAUGAUCCUUCGAGUUCUGCGAGGUCGCUCACUGGUUUCGUUCGGCGUUUUCCGUGGCUCAAAUGGUGGCAUAAAUGUCAAGACCGUCCGACUGUAGCAACGAUGUUUCUGCCAUUCUCAAAAUGGAUUCAGUACAAUCUUCGCGACACGACACUAGAAGAGGACGACAACUCUGCUGUUAAGGCAUCUGGAAAUUCAUCUUAGCCAGCAUCUUGGGUCCGUUUCUUUUUUCUUAACGGGAAACGGUCACCAAGAUGGUGCACUUCAAGAGGGAAUUCUGGUGGUUCUAAUUCUGAGACACGUGAAGAGGUUGCCGCACAAGUGGAGACUCAGGAACGCGAUUUCUGGCUGAGAACUGACGCGGCAUGGAUCAGCGAUGUUCACUCCCACUUUUGGAGACCGAUUCUAGAUCCGUCCUUGAGAAUUUUGAAUGCCGAUGGCAGCAGUUCCCCGAGAAGGGAGGGUCUUCUUGGUGGUGGAGCGACAGGUGAGAGGGACCACACGGGUAGUGCGCGUCAGAGGCCAGACAGCACGGCCUCUUUGCUUGGUAUGAUGCACGCCGCCGCCGGCGCGGCAUGGGGUUGGCGUAUACUCGAUUACAGAGGAGAAACUUUCGUCAACUUUCAAUUUGCGCCAUUUAUUGGGAUCGAAAACUCAGCCACUUUCAGGGAUGCACGCAAUUCCAUGCGAAGUGCACUUCUGAGCAUCGGAUGGACUCAGACUGCAGCAGUUCUCCAGCUCUUUCUAUUAAGGCACCUCAUCGGACUACAGUUGUAGAGCAAAUAGGCACUUCACAGGCAAGUUCAACUUGUUGUACUUGAUUAUGAUUGUCAUUGACAGGGGACUGAUAAUACAACACCUUUGAGCUUGAUGUUGAUCUUGGCGUCAGUUAUAAAAGUGGCACAUCUUCACGAUUCGUGAGGAUGAUGUAUACAGAGUACAAGGCCUUUAUUGUGGUUCCCCUCUAACAGUCGGUCGCG
Molecule: messenger RNA, 1209 nt
Organism: Amoebophrya sp. A25
Lineage: Eukaryota; Dinophyceae; Syndiniales; Amoebophryaceae
Source: the annotation of a GenBank genome assembly